AUGGGCCUAGUCUAUCCACACCGUCACUACAUUAGCAGCACCAACACCACUGCGCCAUCUAUAUCGUCUGCCUCGUCUGUAUCUAGCCACUCCAGCUUCCACAUCGCCAUGACACGCACGCAGCGCCGCGAGGUGAUGGUGCGCAGGGCAGUCGCUCGGCGCAUUGUGCAGCAGGUGCGGAACCAACGCAAGACCCGGCAGCAGCACAGCAGGCGCAGCGCGUCGACAGCCGAGUGCAAGCUCGCCGAUGACGAUGAAUCCACUGCCGCGGUCGCUGCUAUCGCUGCGCUGGCGGCAGCCAUGUCGGCGACGCGGACUGGAAACUACAUUGACGAUCAGUGUGUAACGUGCGACGAUGACUCGCGGCCGGUGCCCGUCCUGGACAACACCGCGCUGUCUGCAGAGGCGGAGGCAGAGGCAGAGGCGGUCCUAGACGCAGAGUGCCAGAUUAUCCAGCGCAUCAUCGAGCUGCAGAGGGAAAAGGAGCGGCUGCUGCGGUUGAUGCACCAGGGCAAGCCCACAUCGACAUGAUCUGAAUCGAAUCGAAUCGAAUCGAAUCAAAUCAAAAAGGCUUACCAAGCCAUAUACUAGCAUCACCAAUUCAAUGUUGUUGCGUGGAUUCCUACCCAUUUGAUCUUGCUACCGCUACCUGUAAUUAUUCAUAUUCAAAGUGAUUUCCGCGCUGCUUCCAGCCGCCUAGGUCGUGUGUUGAUUCUUUGCUAUUUCCUCCCUUUCAAAAAACGCGCAGUUUUUUCUUUGACAGUCGUCGUACAUCCCUUUUUAGCCUUUGCUUUUGCCCCUCUUUUUGUCACUCGCCUUUUUGCUUUUCUAACUUAUAUUU
Messenger RNA from Kickxella alabastrina, 841 nucleotides. RefSeq lists its product as uncharacterized. The transcript is spliced from 3 exons. The coding region runs from base 1 to 531 and encodes 176 amino acids. NCBI's taxonomy places the organism in Eukaryota, Fungi, Kickxellomycota, Kickxellomycetes, Kickxellales, Kickxellaceae. The record is from RefSeq and is a predicted model, not a curated record.